Solea solea (common sole) is the source of this 6323-nucleotide messenger RNA. It is a transcript of the gene phldb2b, whose product is annotated as pleckstrin homology-like domain, family B, member 2b. Gene Ontology annotation, cellular component: basal cortex. The transcript has 24 exons. Bases 281 to 4564 code for a protein of 1427 amino acids. The record is from RefSeq and is a predicted model, not a curated record. Lineage: Eukaryota; Metazoa; Chordata; Actinopteri; Pleuronectiformes; Soleidae. Gene Ontology annotation, molecular function: protein binding. Gene Ontology annotation, biological process: regulation of microtubule cytoskeleton organization.
CACGUCGCACUUGGCUGCAGCCGCCAGCUUUUACUGUUGUGUGUGUGUGUGUCUGUGAGUGUGUGUGAGUCCUGUUUGAAGUGUGUCGUCGUGUGCAUGUGCCAGUCAGGAAAAUCACUUCUAAACAUCCAGAGGUUGUACACGGGGGAAUGUAUGCAUCUGCUAUGAGGACGGAAACUGUGAUCACAAAAAGGGAGAAGUGACAGGAUCAUUUCUGCCCACAGUAUCCUGGAACUUGGAGUCGCUGCUGCUGCUGCUGCUGCUGUGCAACAGGGUCAUUAUGACAGAAGUGGCCCGUCCUGCUUCUAUAAUGGACUCUGAGAUGUUGCUCCAACCAGAAUCAGAUCAAAUGUCUCCCGCUGAAUUGAAGUCUCCACCUCUGGACAUGAUCGACACAGGAAAGGGGCUGAAGGUCCAGACAGCUACGCCUCAUCUGGUGAGCUUGGGCAGUGGGAGGCUGAGUGUGGCCAUCACACUGUUGCCAUUGAAAGAAGGUGUGACCCGCAUAGGCCGGGAUGAUGCACCCAUUCCUCAAGAUAUCACGAUCCAAGGGCCUGGCAUCCAAGCAGAGCACUGUCUCAUCUUCAAUGAAGGUGGUGUGGUGACCCUGGACCCCUGCGGUAAUCUUUGCAGUUUGGAUGGAGUCCAGGUCUCUGUGCCUACACCACUCACGCAGGGUUAUUCCCUUUGUCUGGGUAAAUCCUACUUCUUCCGGUUCAACCACCCCGAGGAGGCAAACAGAAUGAAGAGCAUGCUUCCACAAAAGAGCCCUGUGUCUGCGUUGGCCUACAACACAGACUACCUGAAGUUUAGCAGCGACUACAGCUAUGCAGUUGCAGGUGGCACCAGCAGUGCUAGGGGGAUGCGUUCAGCCUCCGAACUUCGGGACUUGAUGGACACCCUGCAGCGCAAGAAGAUUGCACUGGAGAACAGCUUGAGAGCCAAUGGGAAUGCCAACCCCUCUUACUUCAGUGUAACUCAGUCUCCACCCACGACACCUGUCUCAAGUCCUACCACAUCUUCAUCAGCGUAUCAGGAACAAGCAAGGCGAUUCUAUGGCACAGAUCGUCCACCCCUCUCUUUGAAAUCUGCUCCUCCACUUCCCCCGGGACGUCGAUCCGACCCUUCCUCUUAUCUCUCCUCCCGCACCUCAGUGGGCCGCAGCCAGGACAAUUUCAGCAUGAGCGAUAACCGACGACUGCAGAACCAGAGCUCUUCUUCUUUGCUGUCCACGUGGAAUGGUGGCGGCUCUUCAUCUUCUGUCGCUGGAAUGGAAAGCUCCCUCCAUUCCCGUCCUCCCUCGUCAUCGUCCCGCACUCCAUCGGCAGGAGGCGCAGUCAGCAUGCCCUCAAGCCCCCGCCUUGGUCGUCGUAGCUGUGGAAACCAAGAGCCAUCACCAACUAGUCGGCCGAGAAAGUAUUCGGCUGGCUCGCUGAACGGGCUGUUGGGAGGAGGGCACAGUCGCUCCCUGCCACGCCUCUGCCCCUCAUCCUCUCCUCAUGACAACAGCAACAGAGUGCUGACCUUGUCGACGCUGCCAUCACGACGGUCUGAUAUUGGUGGAAGUUACAAAUAUAGCAAAGACAACUACAACAACAACAGCCAGGACACCAACCACAACUCGUAUAUCUCCACACAACAGGCCUGCAAUAGGAAUCAAAUUCAGACCAAUUCUCAGGGAGAAGGUGUUGUGUCCAUCUCCCUCUCCUCCAUGAAGAACUUGCCGUCUACCACCUCUGCCAUCUCCGCUACAGCAGCACCUCCUGAUGUGACCAUCCCAUCCAAAGGGGGCUCUUCUUCCCCCCGUGUGGCCAAAAAACUCAGCCUGACUUCCUCCAGCACCAUCAGCCCCACAACUUCCAUCUCUUCAGACACUGAAUACUCUGCCAGCAAUGGAGUCAUACAAGACUACAAUUUGGUUGACAAGGAGAGGCGAGGGGCAGAUCUUGAAUUCACUGGUACCCAAGGUCUUGGAGAGAGGAGGUCGUCAUUUGGGAAGGCAGGGCUGGAACCUCGGAUGGGAUUUGGUGACAGGAGGUCCUCAUUUGGAAAGGCAGGGGUGACUCCACCAGGUGGGUUCAGGGAAAGAAGGGGAAGUAUCAGCUCACUGAGUGGGAAGGAAGAACUGACUGACUACCACCACCGUCAAAAAGAAGAGAGGCUGCGAGAGCAGGAGGUGGAGAGACUGGAGCGACAGCGGCUCGAGACCAUAUUGUCUCUGUGUUCAGAGCUGGGCCAGGCUGACAGGGAUGGAGGUGCCACGACAACAAGUCCCACUUCAGCAGUGGCAGAUCUCCGUAAAAUCAACCAGGAGCUGGAGAAGCUCCAAGUGAACAACGAUGACGACGACGCGCCUUCUGUCUUUUCUGACUGUUCAUCUGUCAUUGAAACCACUGGAAAUGGACGCAUCGCCUCUCCUCUGUCAGAGAAUGGCUUCUACGAUGAUGAACUACAGUUACGACAGAGGCGCAGGAGCGGUCACCGAGACAAUCGGGCAGAAUCUCCCACUGUCAGCUUGCGAAGCUUUGCCCCCUCACCUUCUCCACGUACACAGAGAACCAAUGAGGCUCUAGAGGAUGCAAUUCAGCACUGCAGACAGGAUUCGAGACCUUCAGAGGAGGAGGUGAGGCAAGUAAAGGAGGAGAGGAUCGAGGUGCUGAACAACAUGGAGGAGCUGGAGAGAAAAAUCAAGGAGCUGGACAACCAAAUAGACGAAUCUGCACGAGAGGUGGAGGUUGAACGAGCCCUUGUGGAGGCUGAGCAGGAGUCAGAGGUAGCUGCUCUCCAGCAGGAAAAAGAAGCCCUGGAAGCACUCCACAACAAGAUGACUGAACUAGAGACCAAGUCCCAACAGGAAAAGGAAAAGGCGUGUGAAUUGCUGCAGGCAGAGAGGGGCAGAGUAGAGAGGUUGGCUCAGAUUGUGUGUGAGCAGCGCUCCCAGCUGGACAGCUGCCCUGAGGCCACCAAGGAGCCCCUGCAGGAGCAGCUAGCCAGGGACUGCGAGGUGCUCGAGGCAGAGACGAAGCGUUUUGAGGACCUGGAGUUUCAGCAGCUGGAGCGAGAGAGCCGACUGGACGAGGAUAAGGAAACACACACACAGCAACUUCUGCGGGAGAUCGCCGAUUACCAGCGCAGCACAGUCACACGCAAGGAGCGACUAUUAACUCUGAGGAAGCAGGGAACACAGAUUACCCAGCAAGCUCAGCGAGAAAAGGAAAGCUUCGUUAAGGAGAGGAGCAACCUUGAAUCGAUGCUGCAAAGGGAAAAAGAAAAACUUGCGACACUGGAUGGAAAAUAUGCCGACCUCACCGGCAGCCGGGGUUUCACGCUGAGGGAGGGCUAUGUCACAGUCAGUGAAAUCAAUGAGCUUUACUCGCAUCGUAAGGGGGACCCUAAGUCCGCCCCUGCUCUGACCAAUGCCGCCCCUGAGUCCGAGGCAAACCCCUCCCCUGAUGACGAUACCACGAAGCCACAGGAGGAUGAGCAUUUCCGUUUGCUGGAGGAGAAGAGGAGGUCUGAAAGAGAAGGUGGUUCCCAUCUAAGUGACACAUUACCCAGGAAGAGAACCGCUCCCAACAUGACGCGCCAGUUCACGUGCGCGACACUCGGACGCAAUUUCCCGUCCAAGUCCCAUCCACCACUGGUACAGAGCACAAGUUGUGGUAGCAUUCUUCCAAGAAUCUUCUCAUUGUCCAGCAAGGAAACUGAAUCUCGGUCUUUGCAUAAAGGUCAGCCUGGCUCUCGAGCAGCUUCCCAGACAAAUGUCUACCUCGAUGCCUAUGGGUACCGUGACAACCAGGCAUUUGACACAAUGAGUGUGGACAGUACGGACUCCAUUGAAACUAGCAUCUCUGCCUGCUCUCCUGACAAUGUCUCCAGUGCCAGUACAUCAAACGUGGCCAAGCUCGAGGAGAUGGAGCGUAUGCUGAGAGAAGCUCAGGCAGAAAAGAACCGCCUUCUCGAGUACAAGGAGCAAGAGAUGGAAAUGCGAAAGCAGGCGCUGGAGGAGGAGAGGAAAAGGAGGGAGGACCUGGAGAAACGGCUACAGGAGGAGACGAGCAGACGCCAAAAACUCAUCGACCGGGAGGUGAAACUGCGAGAGAAACAAAGGGCACAGUCUCGGCCUCUAACACGGUACUUACCAGUGAGGAAGGACGAUUUCGACCUGCGGGCUCACAUUGAGUCAGCGGGCCACAGUGCAGACACGUGCUUCCACUUGUCCAUCUCCGAAAAGACCUGCAGAGGCUACUUGGUCAAGAUGGGAGGCAAAAUCAAAACCUGGAAGAAACGCUGGUUUGUCUUUGACCGCAACAGACGCACACUCUCCUACUACGCAGAUAAGCAUGAAGUCAAACUGAAAGGAGUCAUCUAUUUUCAAGCCAUUGAAGAAGUAUAUUAUGAUCACUUGAAGAAUGCACAUAAGAGUCCAAACCCAUCCUUGACCUUCAGUGUUAAGACUCAUGACAGAGUCUACUACAUGGUUGCACCCUCUCCCGAGGCCAUGAGGAUCUGGAUGGAUGUCAUUGUCACGGGUGCUGAGGGAUACACACAGUUCAUGGUGUAGUGGCGGUGUUAUGGGUGGCAGGAUUUGCCAAUCUAUUCCUUUUUUUUUCUAUAAAUGGACUUUUGAAACAUCUGAAUGGAUGAUGAUGAUAUUGUUGUCUUCUAUGCUGAAUCAUGAGCACAGUUCCUGUUGAGACCGCUGCCUUUAGUUAAAACUAAAGAUAUCAACAUAGCGUUUUAUCUGUGUCGUUUGCAGAAUGGGCGGGGUUUUCCAAUUUUAUGUGGACCAUUCCAUGUGAAUUAGUAAGCUGAUGAUGUAUUUGAUGGUAAUUCUGACAAUGUAAUGCAAUCGGGUCAAAACGAAGACAUGAAGUUCAGGAAAUUGGUGCUAGGGUGCGCUGCGGUGCUCGGUUGUAUCUCAAGGAUUUGUUUAGUGUGACUUUUACGAUUGAAAUGUUGACCUGCGUUUAUGACGAUAUGAGCUCACUGUAACCCCCCAUUUUUUUAUUUUAUCUAGUUUGAGUUCUAUAUUAUGUCCACAUAUAAACAUCUCAGUAUUAACAUCGUUCAGUCAUGGAAAAAUGUGUAAAGGGUUUUAAUGUGAGAUUUUUACUGUCAUUUUUUUUAUUCCAUUCUACAUGUACUAUAUAUAAUGCAUAUAAACUGAGUCAUGGUAGUUGAGUUGAUGUAUAUGUAUCAUUACUGUGGAAUUUUCAGAUCAGAAUUUAUAUCACAUAACCUUAUUGUAUCUCUUCAUUUUAUACAUAUAUAUACAGUAUAUUUACACAAAUAUUCUCAAACUUAAGCAGUGCCUGUUUUAUAUGCGUAUAUCAUUUACUUUGAGCCUCUAAUGAAUCUCCAAGGUGCUAUUCUUAGAGCGUUAGUAACACCUCUAAUCCAUGCCACAGCAUAUUUACCUUGGGAUAUAAUGAUACACAUGAUGUUUUAGUUCAGUCAGUCAUUAAAGAUGGAUUAGAUGCAUCAUUAUUAUUAACCGUGUCAACACAGGCUCAGAAACGAAGCUGAAACAAUUUGACAGUUAAAGCAGAGGAUUUAUUUGUGAUAUAUGUACAUUUUGUUGUAGUUAAAUGUAAAAGUAGUUACACAAGACUUAAUUAUUAUCCAUUAACUACUAAAGACUCCAGCCUGUGCCUUUUUUUUUAUUGUCAUAUUUUGUACUUUAUCAUGUGAAUUGUCUAUAUUUUUAAGAGCUCCUUGUAAUUUUACACUUCAAAUACCAAACUGUGAGAAAUGACACAGAAAUGGUCUUUGCUAAAACAGUCUUUUUUUCUCGUGUCGCUUAGACACAAUCUAUGGUACAAUCUGUGCAUUGAGACAGAUUAUUGUGCUGCUUUGACUCAUUAGCUUUCGAUGCGUUGAUGUUUUUCUCGUUUUACUGUUUCUCAUUGAUCACUAAAGCUGCUUCAAUCAUACUGCAUAAGAAAAAAGGUCUGUUUUCUGAUCGGUGCAUUUAUCAUCUUUUUCUUUCGUCUUACCGACCAAAGCGCAUGUUCAUGCGGUGCAAUAUAUAGACUACAUUAUAUUUAAAAGGUAUUCCGCGCUACUCAUUCUGUUAUAUUGCAGCGUUAUGCUAAAAGAAAUGUUAAAUUAAUUUCCCCCUAUCCGUCUAUUAUUAACAGGUUACACCGUGCAACACAGCAAAAAACUGAGUUUUAGAAAUGUAUGCAAUAUUAAAAUGAACAAACUGUGCUAAUUGUAAUUAUUUUAUGCUGAUCAUAUUAUACUGUAUUUAUGCCAUUACCCGUGCAUGCAUUUUUUGUAUUUCUACAUGAAUAAUAAAAUGUAUGUAUCUCUUUUUA